This is a messenger RNA of Zea mays, 2036 nucleotides long. RefSeq names its product L10-interacting MYB domain-containing protein-like. The record is from RefSeq and is a predicted model, not a curated record. The transcript is spliced from 2 exons. NCBI's taxonomy places the organism in Eukaryota, Viridiplantae, Streptophyta, Magnoliopsida, Poales, Poaceae. The coding region runs from base 921 to 1787 and encodes 288 amino acids.
UAAUUAUUUUCCCCUUCUUAUCAUUACCAUUGUGUAUGUUAAGCAGUAAUUGUUCAUAUGUUCACGUUUUUUGUUUACUCCAUUCAAACUGUGUUUGUAGUGUCAAAAGUACAGAAGUUAGUAGUAAAUGUUUGGUAUAGCCUAGGCACUGGAAAAGUAAGCCAAAUUUGUGUACAUAGUCCCCAUGUCUGCUAUACUAACGACCUAAUAAAUCCACAUCAGAUGGAUUCAGCUGACUCCAUAGCCGACAAGGCAAUUGGAAGGAUGCAAGAGAUUUCGGACAAGAUAUUUUCCGUAGCGAGGGAAACAAUCCGUCCUGGGCGCGGAUUGACCUCAUUUGAUGCUACCAAACUACGUGUAGCUUUGGAGGAGAUAGCUUGCAUGCUGGAGCAAGACUCUCUGGUGUUGCAAGAGCAUUUGGACAUCGUGAACAACUUUAACAUCCCGGUUGACAGCAGCUAUGAACCUUCUACCUUGUCGUCACCACCCCCCUCUGACGACGACCUGACUCCACAUUGGGACUUUGCUGAGCAUUUCCAAAACUUCUGGGGGGUUGAAUAUGACUCCGAUCAGAUGCCUUCGUUUAGUGACAACGAUGUUUAAGGUAGAAGGGAGUGAACCUUGGAGUUAGGUGUUUCAAUAACAUGGUUGAGUCCGUUAGCUUUUGUGCACUAAGUGCGUAGGGAAACAGGGAAUCAGUUAGUUCUUUUGGUUCAUGGGCUCGUGUACAUGUGUUCCCUGUCAUUUUGUCUCCAGUACCAGUUUAUUUAUGGUUCUCGUUGUGUAAUUAUGCAAAUUGGAAUCUUAGUACUUAUGGUAUUAUGUGAACAUAAUAUGGCCAGUAUAUUCUUCAUCUUUGUUGUUGUUUUUAAUCCGAAAACAGUACGGAUUUUGAACACUAUACACUUCUUAUGCACUAGAUGGACAAGUCCGGCAAAGUUAUUGCAAAGUGGGAUAGUAGAGCAACAAAAAUUUACACAGAAAUUUGUGUAGAAGAGGUAAAUGCUCGGAACAGGCCACAACAAUUCCUAAAUGCCGAAGGGUAUGCUAACCUCAUAAGGAAGUUUAAGGAACGCACUGGGCGCACUUACACCAGGGAUCAAAUGAAGAAUAGGUGGGAUUCGUUGAAGAGAAUGUUCACCCAGUGGAAAACUCUGAAUGAUAGGGCUACAGGUCUUGGUCGAGACCCUCAUACUGGUUCAAUCAGUGCCCCAGAUGAGUGGUGGGCCAAGCAAAAUGAAGCAAUGCCAGGCUGUAUUAUGUUCAAAACAGCCCCCCUAGAGAAUGAGGACGAGCUAAAGGUUAUGUUUGGACCAAUUGUGUGCACAAAUGAAAGAACCCUGGUGCCCGGCGUCGAGGAUGCUAAUUCUUCUUCUGAUGAUCAUUUGGAAUACACUUUAGGUGGGGGUGAAAACAGCACACCUGACCCCUGCACUAAUGCUACUGGCAAGCGUAAGUUGCGACAUGAUUCCCCUAAACCAAAGAAGAAAAAAGAUUCGAGGGAAGAGUACAUGAAAAGACUUGUGGCGGCUUUUGAGUCCCGCUCAGUUACCACAAACAAGUCUAUUACCUCUUCUGACAAUGACCCGGUUCGCUUAGAGAUUAAAAAGCAGCUGAUGCAAGUGAAGGAAGAUGGAUCACCUGAAGGGAGCGAAAUACAUUUGUUUGCCACGCAUCUUCUGAUUCAUAAGAAGUAUAGAGAUGUUUUUGCAAACUUGGAGACAAAGGAAGGAAGAAUCGCUUGGCUUCGCAAUGCUUACGAGUUAGAAACUAAAAAGAGCAACUAGCAGGUGGACGUGGGACAACUGAGUCGUACAUGUUUACUAUUAUCGUUGGUUGUGUUUGUCAUCGGACACCUUCAGCCGUAUUUGUUGAGUAUGUCAGUUGUGUCUGCUUAAUGAGUCCUGUCGUGUCAGUUUUCGUUAGUAUCAUUUUCGCUUUGAAACAGUUUUCCACAAAUUCGAGUUGAACAUGUAUGACAAUAAUCAGAGUUGUAACUUUGUUACCUAUGUGAAUCUGUGAACAAUUUCGUAUGA